Exaiptasia diaphana is the source of this 1472-nucleotide messenger RNA. RefSeq lists its product as uncharacterized. Lineage: Eukaryota; Metazoa; Cnidaria; Anthozoa; Actiniaria; Aiptasiidae. The record is from RefSeq and is a predicted model, not a curated record. Bases 32 to 1042 code for a protein of 336 amino acids. The transcript is spliced from 2 exons.
CAAGUGACGCCAUCUCGGAAGUCGCACUCCCAUGACGCAGAAUCAUGUGACAUCAUCUCUGUUUAUUUCUUACGAACAAAUGGAGCAUCGAUUGUGGAAGACACUUAGAGGCAAACAAAACGAAAGAACGAAGAGGAUAUCUCCAUUCUUAAUGCCAGUCAAGGAUUCAGGGAACAAGCAUUCGCGUGAUCAAACGGGGARUAUUCACGGUCGAAGUCAUCUUGUCGAUACAGGGUUAACAAAACAAUCUGUUAAUAAUUACAAYAGUUUUACGUCUCCGACAAAGUACACGAUUCCUCAGCAAACGAAGACUAGUAUUCAAAUGCACCGUARAACUUUAGAAACUCGAGUGCCGAUCAACUUGAAGACAGGCGGCGGGUCUUACAUGCCGAUUCACGAGCAAAAUAUCAUUUACGGGUCAACAGCAUUGUCUCCGAAGAAACCUAGGGACACAAAGAUAGACAACGCUUCCAGGAGUAAGAAGUUUAGCAAGAAAAUUGUGUUAAAAGAACCGAAARUUUUGUCACUGCCAAGAAUAACUUCUUCUUCUUCACAACGACAAAGAAGCAGAUCUAUCCAAGCAAAGAAAGAUGUGCAACAGUUUGCAACACACCUGAAUCUCAUAGAUGGACGUCGUAAAAGUCAAAGCUUUUACAAUACAGACUCSAACAAGGCACAGGCGUUAUCUAGUCAGCAAACUCAGGACAUACACUCUCAUUUUCACUUAGAAACAGAACUAACUUUACCAAAAAUUACAAUGGAUGAGGUCUUAAAAAGUUGGGAUGUACAUCCAACGAUUCCUUUGAGGAAGAGGUCAGCUGGGAAAUAUGAUCCAAUGGACUUUUUAAUCCGCCAAGAAAUGGAGAGCUCAACUUCUGCUGCUUGUAAUCUAYCUAAGCACAGUUACGAUGAACUAAAAUCUUGCAGGUAUCUGAGACUUGAUAAAAAGUCUGAGGAAGAGUUAUCGCACAAAAGAUGUUGUCCCUGUAAUUCGUGUGAACACGGACAAGGACUUAAAGAAUCGCCUUAUUUGAAUGCAUAGGGCCUUCUAGGACUACAAGGACUGAAAGAAUCGCCUUAUUUGAAUGCAUAGGGCCUUCUAGGACUACAAGGACUUAAAGAAUCGCCUUAUUUGAAUGCAUAGGGCCUUCUAGGACCGUCUAUACGUAUCAUAUCAAUCAUAUCCUUACCCUUGUACAAAAUAUUUAAAGCUGAUUUAUAGUAGAGUGCACGCACUUAAUCCGUGCAACUGUACAAAAUCUAAGUAGUACUAAUUUGUACUAAAAGUGGACCUGAAGCGAGACGGUAUCUAGAAUGCUUCAUUUGUAUCAAUUCAAUUUAAUUUGCGUACCGCAUGCACGAUUUACUAAAUACAACUAAAUAGAACUAUUUAGUUUGUACAGUUGCACGGAUUAUGUGCGAUCACUCUAUAUCAUUGCCAUUGUUAUUAUAAACAUACAAUAUUUGAUUUA